ACCAGAAAUAUUCGAUUCAAGAUUUAACUUAUCACGCCUAGAAACAUGCAGCUGACACAAACACUGCUUUUGACUAUUUUAGCUGCAAGUGGAAUCGUGUGCCAUAAACACCAAAAAACCAAAAAAUUUGAAACGGAAUAUGAGUGGACUUAUAUUAAUUUCACCUGGAAAAGUGAAACCGAUUACCAAAAUGCUAUCAAUACCAAAACAUACAUCCCAGAAAACAACGCAAUAUCAGGAUUUAAAUUCUACAAAGACAGUUUCUAUUUCGCCUUGCCUAGAAUAUGUAGUGGCACACCAGUAACUCUGGCAUAUUUCUCCACCAAGAACACUACUCCGAAAACAGGACCCCUACUCAUCCCCUUUCCGGAUUGGAAAACCAACGACGUCAACAACCCCAGCUGCGAUAAACUGGUAAACGUCCAAAGUCUAGAAAUCGACGCUAAUGGCGUUAUGUGGGUGCUAGACGCGACCAGACAAACACCCUCAAAGUGUCCCCCAAAACUUGUCUUGUAUGACCUCAACAACAAAGGUAAAACUGUUCACACCUACAUUUUCCCCGACGAUGUCUGCUUGCACAAUGGUGGUUUCUUAAACGAUAUAGUCAUAGAUGACUCGGAUGGCACGUUUGCGUACAUCCCUGACACCAGUUUCAUUGAUCCAGGCUUAGUGGUGUAUUCUAAAACCAAAAAUCGUGCCUGGAAACUUCGAGACGCCUCGAUGUUUCCCGAAAUAAAGGCUGCUGGGUUUGUUGUGAAUGGUGACGUUAUUAACCCAUUGUAUCCCAUCGAUGGUAUAGCUUUGUCACCGAAAGUUUCUUCUGGAUCACGACGUGUCUACUAUAGUGCUCUAACUGGCGUGAGACUCUACUCUAUUAAUACAAAACUUCUAAAAAAUGAGACGGUGUUUUCUGGCGAUGCCUGGAGGAGGAAUGUUAAGUAUGUUGGGGCAAAACGAGCUCAAAGUGAUGGUAUGGUCAUGGAUAAUGCGGGUGUUUUGUAUUAUGGAUUGCUUCCGCUCGAUGCUAUUGAAAAAUGGAAUACAAAUGAACGUUUGAAAAAAGCUGAGGUUGUUUAUCAAAAUUAUAAAACUAUGAUUUGGCCUGAUAGCUUCUGUUUUGACAAUAGAGGAAACGUCUACGUUCUUGCCGACGAAAUUUAUAAGCUUAUUUUGACUAAAUGUGUUUUUAAUUCCUCUCAAAAUUAUGUUAAGUAUAGGAUUUUCAAAAGUUUUACAGGCACUCAGAGUUAUUUGUACACGGCUAAAUAA
Molecule: messenger RNA, 1269 nt
Organism: Zophobas morio
Lineage: Eukaryota; Metazoa; Arthropoda; Insecta; Coleoptera; Tenebrionidae
Product: protein yellow-like
Exons: 1
Coding region: 46-1269 (407 amino acids)
Cellular component (GO): extracellular region
Source: RefSeq, a predicted model, not a curated record